Messenger RNA from Lampris incognitus (smalleye Pacific opah), 3551 nucleotides. It is a transcript of the gene clcn7, whose product is annotated as chloride channel 7. Gene Ontology annotation, cellular component: intracellular membrane-bounded organelle; lysosomal membrane. The record is from RefSeq and is a predicted model, not a curated record. Gene Ontology annotation, molecular function: voltage-gated chloride channel activity. Gene Ontology annotation, biological process: transmembrane transport; chloride transport. NCBI's taxonomy places the organism in Eukaryota, Metazoa, Chordata, Actinopteri, Lampriformes, Lampridae.
UGAGUCGCCCGUUAGCCAGAAACAACCGCGCUUAAAAGCCACAUUCGCCCACCCUUCCAUCAGGCUGUCCGGGGGUCUAAACAUGGCCAACAUCACCAAGAAAGUGUCGUGGUCCAGCCGGGCUGACGAGUCCGGGGCCACCGGGGAAGGCACGCCGCUGCUCAACGGCGCCGAGCAGGCCAGAUACUCCAGACAGCUGUCUGGAGGAGGCAGUAUAUUUCAGAUAGGCAGACUCAGCACGGUGGAUUUGGAAGAAGAGGUGGCGUCAGAAGAGGACUCACCGAGGGGCCGGCCUAAAGAGAUCCCCCACAACGAGAAGCUGCUGUCUCUGAAGUUUGAGAGUCUGGACUAUGAUAAUAUCGAGAACCAGCUGUUUCUGGAGGAGGAGAGGAGGAUGAGUUACCUGGGUUUCCGUUGUGUGGAGAUCAGUCGCUGGGUGGUCUGUGGUCUCAUCGGUUUCCUCACCGGCCUCAUCGCCUGUUUCAUAGACAUCGUGGUGGAGCAGCUGGCGGGGGUCAAAUACCUAGUGGUCAAAGAGAACAUAGAGAAAUUUACAGAGGUGGGCGGUCUGUCCAUCUCUCUCAUCCUCUGGGCUGUCCUCAACUCUGUCUUCGUCAUGGUGGGGGCCAUCAUAGUUGCCUUCUUUGAGCCCAUAGCAGCAGGCAGCGGCAUCCCUCAGAUCAAAUGUUACCUGAACGGAGUCAAGAUCCCCAGGGUGGUACGACUCAAGACUCUGGUGGUUAAAGUGGGUGGUGUUAUCUGUUCGGUGGCUGGAGGACUUGCUGUUGGAAAGGAAGGUCCCAUGAUUCACUCCGGCGCUGUUGUGGCUGCAGGGGUCUCCCAGGGAAGGAGCACCUCCUUGAAGAAAGACUUUAAGAUCUUUGAAUAUUUCCGCAGAGACACGGAGAAAAGAGACUUUGUUUCUGCUGGAGCUGCUGCCGGUGUGUCAGCUGCUUUCGGAGCGCCAGUCGGCGGCGUUCUGUUUUCUCUGGAGGAAGGAGCUUCCUUCUGGAACCAGAUGCUGACAUGGAGAAUAUUCUUUGCCUCCAUGAUCUCGACCUUCACCCUGAACUUCUUCCUCAGCAUCUACCACGAAAAGCCAGGAGACCUGUCCAGCCCCGGUCUCAUCAACUUUGGACGCUUUGAGAGUGACAGUGUGGCGUACAACCUGUAUGAGAUUCCCCUUUUCAUCGCCAUGGGAGCUAUCGGUGGGUUGCUGGGAGCGCUUUUCAACGUCCUCAAUUACUGGCUGACCAUCUUCAGGAUCAGGUAUGUUCACCGGCCCUGUCUGCAAGUGAUGGAGGCCAUGUUGGUUGCCGCAGUGACAGCGACGGUGUCGUUUGCCAUGAUCUACUUCUCUAAUGACUGUCAGCCGCUGAGGCCGGACCACGCGGAGGAGUAUCCUCUCCAGUUGUUCUGUGCAGAUGGAGAGUAUAACUCCAUGGCGACCGCCUUCUUCAACACCCCUGAGAGAAGCGUCCGAAGUCUCUUCCACAAUCAGCCAGGUACCUAUAACCCCCUGACCCUGGGCAUGUUCACCCUGACAUAUUUCUUCCUGGCGUGUUGGACCUACGGCCUGACGGUGUCCGCUGGAGUCUUCAUCCCCUCCCUCCUCAUCGGAGCCGCCUGGGGGAGGCUGUUUGGCAUCCUGCUGGCCUCCAUCACCUCCAGCGGCUCAAUUUGGGCCGACCCCGGCAAAUAUGCCCUGAUUGGAGCCGCCGCACAGCUCGGGGGCAUCGUAAGGAUGACUCUGAGUUUGACGGUCAUCAUGGUGGAAGCCACUGGAAACGUCACCUACGGCCUUCCCAUCAUGCUGGUCCUCAUGACCGCCAAGAUAGUCGGGGAUUACUUUGUAGAGGGUCUGUAUGACAUCCAUAUUAAGCUGCAGAGUGUUCCUUUCCUCCACUGGGAGGCUCCGGCCACUUCUCAUUGGUUAACAGCUCGAGAGGUGAUGAGUUCUCCAGUCACCUGUUUCAACAGGAUAGAGAAAGUAGGAACCAUCGUCGACGUCCUCAGCAACACGUCCACCAAUCACAAUGGCUUCCCCGUCGUGGUGCGCGUGGACACCAGUGACGAGCCGGCGAAGCUGUGCGGUCUCACUCGCUCGCAGCUCAUCGUUUUACUCAAACACAAGGUGUUUGUGGAGCUGGCUCGGUCCAGACUGACCCAGAGGAAACUCCAGCUGAAGGACUUCCGGGACGCCUACCCUCGUUUCCCUCCCAUCCAGAGCAUCCACGUCUCCCAGGACGAGAGGGAGUGCAUGAUGGACCUCACCGAGUUCAUGAACGCCACGCCCUACACCGUGCCACAGGAGACUUCUCUUCCUCGUGUGUUUAAACUGUUCAGAGCGUUGGGACUGAGACAUCUAGUGGUGGUGGAUGACCAGAACAGGGUGACAGGGCUUGUAACCCGGAAGGACUUGGCCAGGUAUCACCUGGGCAAACACGGGCUGGAGGAGCUGCAGCUGGCACAGACAUAGUGAACACACACAGCUGGACCCUGGGACAGGGUUACACAGACACACACAUCAUGGACUCGACUCGCAUACCAGGACACACACACACACACACACACACACACACACUCCCACGGAUUACGUUUUUACAUGACUAUGACCUUGGUCACAUGGUGCCUAGCUACUGACUGACCCCCUCGGUGAUGGACUCUGGGAGGACGUUGGGGUUCCAGAGGUCUCUUGUCAUUUCUCUGACGCCCGAAUCGCCGUGACGACGCGAGGCCGUCGCGUCCACGGCUCCGCAUCGGGAUCGGCCGCAGGAGUUCGGGAAACAGGAGACUCAUCUUCGCAGCCUUUCUCACGCGGCUGGAAACCCGAUCGGAUCCUUCAAGACUACGCGGGUGUUGCCGCGUGAGCGUUCAUCCGCUUUUCUCCUCCCUUCGAGGUUUGCAGACAGAAACUCUCAGCCUUAAUCGCUUUGGAAUCCUUUCGUUUAAUAGUUGAUUUCCUUAAUUGUUUUGUAAGCUUCAGUCGGCACGCGGGCGGGCUGGGGACACGCAGGUUGUCGAUGUGUUUCAUAAGGUUUUCCCUCGCCGGGGUCGGGGAGACGGCGUCCCUCAUCAGCGCCACGGUUUGUCCGGUGAUGUGCAGAGGCGCCGUCUCGUUUCCUCUGUUGCCUCCGCAUGAACGCCUCUGAUCGGUUUGAUGGCCUCGUGUAACAGGCGGAGGAGAGAUGGUGUUGUGUAGUGUUUUUUUGUUUUUUUCUUCUGUGUGUCUAAUGAUGGUAUAAAGUGACGGUGCACAACAACACAGAGUCGUACAUUUCCUCCGCUGGAAGAGAAGGCGGACGGCUGGCGAGGGUUUCGUCGUCGCGUCCUCCCGAGCUCGUGUUUGGGUGACACGGGUGCGCCGUCGCUAUUCCGAUAUGCGGAGGCGGGUCAAAGGUCACCGAAAAACUCACGCGGAAGGUGCGUUAAGAGCAGCGAGGGUGGAGUUUGAGGUCGUAGAUGCAGCCGCCGGAGGCCUCAGCUGUUCGCCUCAGUGUGGCGAGAGAGAGGCCAGAUGUUCUACUUGUUGUUGACUUGGUGUGAUUUCC